AUGAGAGAACAGCACUGGUGUGGGAUGACCCCUAAAAUAGGCACUGUGUUGUCAGGGGCCUUUACCAUCAUUUCCACCGACAUGUACCUCAUCUUUGAAGAAAAGUACAUAAAGAGUAGCAAUUGCCCUGAGGUGGAACUACGGAACCAGGGUAUAAAUAAUAUUAUAAGUCAGUAUUUCAGAUGCUGGACUUUCGAGAUUGCCUUCUUUAUGUCUUUGGCCACCAUUAUCAUCAGCUUCCUCUUACUGUACUCAGUGUAUGCCCAGAUAUUCAGGGGCAUGAUGAUCUACAUCAUCUGGAUUUUUUUAUAUGAAUCUGUAAGCAUUAUAAUACAAGUUCUCACCAACAGUAACUCAGCCUUGGAAGCGGUCAGAGUGAUACGCUGGUUUGGCUUGGUGUCCCGUAUAUUCAUGCAUUGCUUCUGGAUGUUCUAUGUCAUCACUUACAUGCAAAUUAUCUACAAAAGUAAAAGCCAAGGCAAUAUACUUUACAACCGACGUUUUUCUGUGGGUGUCAGAGAGUUCCCACGGCGUAAAUCAAAGUCAUUCAGCAUUACCAACACUAUAAAUAAUGUCAGAUCUUUCCACUGA
Molecule: messenger RNA, 591 nt
Organism: Chrysochloris asiatica (Cape golden mole)
Lineage: Eukaryota; Metazoa; Chordata; Mammalia; Afrosoricida; Chrysochloridae
Product: transmembrane protein 217-like
Exons: 1
Coding region: 1-591 (196 amino acids)
Source: RefSeq, a predicted model, not a curated record